AUGGCGACCGCUAUCACUACCACCGAGACCAGGAGUCGCAAGGCCAACGGCGGUGCCAAUGGCGUGCUCAAGACCAAGGUGGUCGAGUAUCCCGACAUUCAGACCAUCCGCGAUGCCAUCCCCGCCCACUGCUUCGAGCCAACCAUCCUCCACUCGAUGGCUUAUGUCUUCCGCGACCUCAUCAUGGCCGGCGCCCUUGGCUGGGCUGCCUUCACCUACAUCCCCCAGAUCAACGACAGCAUCGUCCGCGGUCUUGCCUGGGCCCUCUAUGGCUACCUCCAGGGCCUCGUCCUGACGGGCGUCUGGAUCUUGGCUCACGAGGCCGGCCACGGCGCCUUCUCCAAGCACCAAAACUUCAACGACGUCGUUGGCUGGGUCCUCCACUCGGCUCUCAUGGUGCCCUACUUCUCCUGGAAGUUCUCUCACCACCGCCAUCACCGCUUCACCGGCCACAUGGAGAAGGACAUGGCCUUCGUCCCCGCCACCAAGGAGGACCGCCAGAAACGCCGCCUUGCCGACCUCUACCUCGACCGCGAGCUCUUUGAGGACGUCCCCCUUGUCCAGCUCGUCAAGCUCAUUUUCCACCAGCUCGCCGGCUGGCAGAUGUACCUCUUGUUCAACGCCACCGCCGGUCCCGCCAGCAAGCAGCGCGAGGGCGGCUGGCUCCGCGUCAGCCACUUUGAGCCCACCAGCGCCGUCUUCCGCCCCAGCGAGGCCGUCUACAUCUUCAUCACCGACGUCGGUCUCGCCAUUGUCGGCUACUGCCUCUACCUCGCCUCGACCAUGGUCGGCUGGAAGAUGGUGUUCCUGAUGUACGGCCAGGCCUACUUCUGGGUCCACCACUGGUUGGUCGCCAUCACCUACCUCCACCACACCCACCCCGACGUUCCCCACUUCGACGCCGAGAACUGGACCUUCGUCAAGGGCGCCCUCGCCACCGUCGACCGCGACUUUGGCUUCGUCGGCCGUCACCUCUUCCACGGCAUCAUCGACACCCACGUCGUUCACCAUCUAUUCCCCCGUAUCCCCUUCUACAAGGCCGAGGAGGCCACCGAGGCCAUCAAGCCCGUGGUCGGCGACCUUUACCACCAGGAGAAGGGCUCGUUCCUCGGCUCGCUCUGGAAGACCUUCACCACCUGCAAGUACGUCGAGGCCGAUCCCACCGUGCCGGGCACUCUCAAGUGGGCCGAGAGCAAGUAA
Podospora anserina S mat+ is the source of this 1200-nucleotide messenger RNA. RefSeq lists its product as uncharacterized. The transcript is spliced from 2 exons. Gene Ontology annotation, biological process: lipid metabolic process. The record is from RefSeq and is a predicted model, not a curated record. Gene Ontology annotation, molecular function: oxidoreductase activity. Lineage: Eukaryota; Fungi; Ascomycota; Sordariomycetes; Sordariales; Podosporaceae. The coding region runs from base 1 to 1200 and encodes 399 amino acids.